AGUGCAGGGAUUUCAGUGUGAUUCACAGAGAGUCAGUGGAGAGCUACAUUCACCUUGAUGGAUAAGAGCUUCUGACUUCUUUCCUAAGUACGAUUGCUUUUCUAUUCUAUACAGAGACAAAAUGAUCAGGACACAUUUCUUCCUGUUUUCAGCACUAAUCAUGUACAGCAUAUCUGCUGAGGAAGUCUUUCAGCCAACUCUAGUGCUGGAUAUGGCUAAAGUCCUUCUGGAUAACUACUGCUAUCCUGAAAACCUAGUGGGAAUGCAAGAAGCCAUUGAACAAGCAAUCAAGAGCGGUGAGAUCCUGGACAUCUCGGAUCCAAAAAUGCUGGCCAGUGUCUUGACAGCUGGAGUGCAGGGUGCUCUGAAUGACCCAAGACUGGUGAUUUCCUAUGAGCCAUCACCACAUGCAUCUCCAAAGCAAGAAGCUGAGGUUUCUCCCACUCGUGAACAACUCCUGAGUCUUAUUGAACAUGUGGUCAUAUAUGACAAGCUGGAGGGUAAUGUUGGCUACCUGAGAAUUGAUUAUAUCAUAGGACAGGACAUUGUGCAGAAAGUUGGAGUUUUUCUGGUGGACAAGGUGUGGAAGACGCUGAUAGAGACAUCUGCACUGGUGAUAGACCUUCGUCACAGCACUGGAGGACAGAUUUCUGGCCUCCCUUUCAUCAUUUCAUACUUGUAUGAAGCAGACAAGACGCUACACAUUGAGACUGUAUAUAAUCGACCCUCCAACACUACCACGGAGAUAUGGACCCUGCCAAAGGUGUUGGGAGAAAGGUACAGCAAAGACAAGGAUGUCAUUGUUUUGAUUAGCCACCACACCACUGGAGUGGCUGAAGAUGUGGCUUACAUCCUCAAGCACAUGAACAGGGCUAUCACUGUUGGGGAGAAGACAGCUGGAGGCUCACUAGACAUCCAGAAGCUGCGUAUUGGCCCCUCUGAUUUCUAUAUGAUGGUUCCUGUAUCACGAUCUGUGAGCCCCUUGAGUGGGGGUGGACAGAGCUGGGAGGUGAGUGGGGUGAUGCCAUGUGUGGCUACUGAGGCAGAACAAGCCUUGCAGAAAUCCCUGGACAUCCUGGCAGUGCGCAGAGCAGUGCCUGGCACCAUAAGCCGCCUCACAAACUUAUUAAAAGACUACUACAGCUUAGUGGAGCGGGUGCCAGCACUGCUGCGGCACCUCAGCACCUCUGACUUCUCUUCUGUGCAGUCAGCAGAGGACCUGGCCACCAAGCUCAACACUGAGAUGCAGACCUUAUCUGAAGACCCCCGCCUGUUGGUCCGAGUCAUGAUGCCAGGAGAGGCUGCUGCCCUCCCUGCUGAGAAGCCAGUUGCAGUGGCAGCCAACUUACCUGACAACGAGCAACUGAUGCAUGCCUUGGUGGAUACUGUCUUCAAGGUGUCAGUGCUGCCAGGCAACAUUGGCUACAUGCGCUUUGAUGAGUUUGCUGAUGCAUCUGUUCUUGCUAAGCUGGGACCUUACAUUGUCCACAAAGUGUGGGAACCCCUGCAAAAUACGGAGAGCUUGAUCAUGGACCUACGUUACAACCCUGGGGGCCCUUCCUCCUCUGCUGUGCCUGUUCUACUCUCCUAUUUCCAAGAUCCUGCUGCUGGCCCUGUGCAUCUCUUCACAACUUAUGACAGGCGCACCAACCACACACAGGAGCACAACAGCCAGGCAGAACUGCUGGGCCAGCCCUAUGGGGCUAAGCGUGGCAUCUACCUUCUCACCAGCCACCAUACUGCUACAGCAGCUGAAGAGUUUGCUUACCUCAUGCAGUCCCUGGGCCGUGCCACACUGAUUGGUGAGAUUACCGCAGGAAGCCUCUCGCACACCCGCACCUUCCCUCUACUGCAGCCUGAACAGGGAAUAACCUGUGGUCUAACUAUCACAGUUCCUGUUAUUACCUUCAUUGAUAACCAUGGGGAAAGCUGGGUGGGUGGAGGAGUUGUGCCUGAUGCCAUAGUGUUGGCUGAGGAUGCACUGGAGAAGGCGGAAGAGGUACUAGCUUUCCACAAGAAUAUGAGAGGACUUUUAGAGGGUACUGGGCAACUCCUAGAGGCUCAUUAUGCCAUCCCAGAAGUGGCUGGUAAGGCCAGUGCUAUGCUCAGAACCAAACAGGCCCAAGGAGGUUAUCGAUCAGCUGUAGACUUUGAGACUUUGGCUUCCCAGCUUACCAGUGACUUGCAGGAGGCCUCAGGGGAUCAUCGGCUUCAUGUCUUCCACAGCCAUGUGGAACCAACACCAGAAGAACAGCUUCCCAACAUGAUUCCCAGCCCUGAGGAGCUAAGCUACAUCAUUGAGGCACUCUUCAAAAUAGAGGUAUUGCCAGGCAACCUGGGCUACCUUCGCUUUGACAUGAUGGCUGAGGCAGAAACAGUGAAGGCCAUUGGACCUCAGCUGCUACAGAUGGUGUGGAACAAGCUGGUGGACACAGAUGCCAUGAUUAUUGACAUGAGGUACAACACAGGUGGCUACUCCACUGCCAUCCCAAUACUUUGUUCCUACUUCUUCGAGCCUGAGCCUCGGCAACACCUCUACACUGUCUUUGAUCGUAGUACCUCCCGCAGCACAGAGGUGUGGACUCUCCCCCAAGUCACUGGCAAGAGAUACGGCUCUGUCAAAGACAUCUACAUCCUAACAAGCCACAUGAGUGGCUCAGCAGCUGAAGCUUUCACUCGCUCUAUGAAGGAUCUACAUCGGGCUACAGUUAUUGGUGAGCCCACCGUAGGUGGUUCACUUUCAGUGGGCAUUUAUCGUGUUGGUAACAGUUCCUUAUAUGCCUCCAUCCCCAGCCAAGUGGUGCUCAGCCCAGUCACUGGCAAAGUAUGGAGCGUGUCUGGGGUGGAGCCACACAUCACCAUCCAAGCCAGUGAAGCCAUGGCUGUAGCUCAGCACAUUGCCAACCUGCGUGCCCAGGUGCCACAGACACUGCAAACUGUAGGCAAGCUUGUGGCUAAAAAUUAUGCAUUUGUGGACAUUGGGGCUGUCAUAGCAUCCAACCUCAUCAAGAGCACCAAUAAGGACAGUUAUAAAAGGCUUAAUACGGAAGAGGAACUGGCCAGGAGAGUGACUGCCAACUUGCAAGCUCUUUCUGAUGAUAAGCACCUGAAAUUACUUUACAUCCCUGAACAUGCCAAGGACAGCAUCCCAGGGAUCAUGCCAAAACAGAUCCCUCCUCCAGAAGUAUUUGAAGAUCUGAUUAAAUUUUCAUUCCACACAAAUGUAUUUGAAAACAACAUCGGCUAUCUGAGAUUCGAUAUGUUUGGAGACUGUGAACUUCUAACCCAGGUGUCCAACCUACUGUUAGAGCAUGUUUGGAAGAAAAUUGUUCACACAGAUGCAUUAAUCAUAGACAUGAGGAACAAUAUCGGAGGCUCCACCACUUCCAUUGCAAUCCUGUGUUCAUACUUCUUUGACGAAGGACACCAGAUUCUCUUGGACAAAGUUUAUGACAGACCCAGUGACUCAGUAAAGGAAAUAUGGACCCAGCCAGAACUCAAAGGGGAAAGGUAUGGCUCUCAGAAGGGGCUAAUAAUCCUCACCAGUGCUGUGACAGCUGGAGCUGCUGAAGAAUUCGUAUACAUCAUGAAGAGACUGGGCAGAGCUCUCAUCAUUGGGGAACAGACCAGCGGUGGCUGCCAUUCCCCACAGACGUAUCAAGUAGAUGAUACCAAUUUCUACAUCAUCAUCCCCACCUCCAGAUCAGUGACCUCUGCAGAGAGCACUUCUUGGGAAGGGAAAGGGGUUUCUCCUCAUAUAGAAACACCAGCUGAAGCAGCACUCAUCAAAGCAAAGGAGAUGCUUAGUGCUCAUCUGCACAGCUCUAGAUAACUCAAUGCGGGAACAUGCCCCUAGAAAAAACGUAGGCUGUAAUUUUCAGAAGAGCCCAAGGGACUUAGGCUCUCAGAGGCUGAACCGAUAAGGGGUUUGGGAACCCAGAGUAGGAUUUAGCCACAAUUUAGGUAACUAAGGUAAAAUUAAGACCCUUAAAAUCUCCCAGCGUGUGUGCAUAUGUGCAUGUGAGCAGAUGUACAGGCUACAGGUGCUCCUCUUUGUGUUAUCUGUUUGGCUAAUUUGACAUGGGUUGUUUACUGAGCCUAGUUCCAACAGAAGAAGUUGCAAGUCCCUUCUGCUACCCAGAAUAAUGCACAAGCAUCAGCAACGGUACCUUUCUGAGCAGCAGAAAUGGAUUUGGAUUCCUCCUAACUGAGGGAGGCUGCACGAUGGAGUCUCAUUUUUCGUGUGAGUUUUCUAUUAACAUAGUUCUUUGGAAAAGAAACCUCCCCAAAUGUAAACUCCAGAAAGGAGUUGGAACUUCAUUCCAAUCUCUAUGGUCAGUGAUUGUAUGUAGCUCAAAGUGACUCCCUUUUCAAUGCGCUGACUUUUUUACCCCGUUCUGUGGAACCAAAUUCUUUCUGGGCAUGGUCGAGACACAGGGAUAAUUCACUGGGGUUUCUGAAUUCCUCUCCUGUGAUCCAAUGUAAAUCUUAAUUGUUACAGUGUCUGUUUUUUAAGAUUCAGCUCUGAAUCACUGAUAUUUCCUUCAGUCCCUUAGAAAACCCCAGCUCUCAGAAUUGAAGGCAUAUGAACCACCUCAAAGCUUUUAUGCAAAGAUAGAAAAGGCACCCUGCUCCUCUGGAAAUUGUGUGCAUUCUUUUUUAUAUAUAUUAAGAAGACUUAAGAGUAGCUGAGAGUGUUUUCCAAACUGCAAGAGCUAGAUUGAGUCUCUACUCCACUUCAUCAUUUAGAUGUACCAAAAAUAACUAUUCCCAGUCUGUCAGGGUUGCCCACACACCUGGUAUUUCUUAGGUGCAUUCCUAUUUCUCUCUUUGUAUCUGGCAGAGGGAGCAGAAGAAAGGCAGUACAUUGACUCUUUCACCCAGUUCUCAGAUCAACAGUCAGGGAAAAGAAACAUAUACUUUUAUUUAAGGCUAAAACCAGAUUGCUGCGUGUCCUGCCCCAAAGACAAGAAGGAAGCAAAGAAAUACCCUUUGCACCCUGCUAACAAGAUACUUACUAAGUAAUGGUACAUUCCAGAGCAGCUAACAGAGUUAUUGAUAUGAGCUUAAUCAAUGGACAACACUUCUUGUCUUUCUUACAAUUCUUAUCUAACCAUCUAUCUUUGUGGUGUUUUAGAAAUAAAUAUAACUUUAAUCUAGAUCUCAAUUUUUCUCAUCUCUACAAAAUGCCAUCUAUAUGGCACUUAAGAAAAUGGUCCUCCCAAAUUUAGUCAGUCUGCAGUUCUUACACAUUGCUGUUUGCUUGCUCAUUUUUAAGUUACUGCCACCUUUUUUACAAAUUGUGUUUAAACACCCGACUGCAGAGAAUUUCUUACAGUAUUCAAAAGAAAAUAAUUUUUAAAACCAAAUAGACUUGCCAUCUUUUUUACUACUUGCUUGUCUUACCAACUACACUCAGUUUGAUCAUUAACUUGACUCUUUUGAGUAAUUUUCAUAUUCUGAUUUUUACACAUUAGCUAGUUGUUGAAUUUAUCAGUGUUGUGGAAAAUGUAAACAAGUUAAAACUCUUACAGAAUUUUGUGUGAAGUGAUACAUGUAUGAAGAAUAUUAAAGAUACUUAAUAUGGAAAAGACUGAAGUAGACAAUGAAUGAGUAAACAACACUAAUGUAUUUCUUCUAAUGUCUUUUAAGCCUCUUUAAUAUCUAAAUGAUCCAGAUAUAUUGCUUUGUUUACCUAAAUGCAAUCAGUUGUGCUGUCAUGUACAAACAAUAGCAGUUGUUAAACCAAAUAUUUUAAAAAGUCAUCUGUUCAAGGACUAAAAGCUGUACUAUAUGGGCA
Messenger RNA from Cuculus canorus (common cuckoo), 5800 nucleotides. RefSeq names its product retinol binding protein 3 (gene RBP3). Bases 122 to 3832 code for a protein of 1236 amino acids. Gene Ontology annotation, molecular function: serine-type peptidase activity. Lineage: Eukaryota; Metazoa; Chordata; Aves; Cuculiformes; Cuculidae. The record is from RefSeq and is a predicted model, not a curated record. The transcript is spliced from 4 exons. Gene Ontology annotation, biological process: proteolysis.